This is a messenger RNA of Pistacia vera, 1005 nucleotides long. RefSeq names its product PSME3-interacting protein-like. The coding region runs from base 1 to 603 and encodes 200 amino acids. Gene Ontology annotation, cellular component: nucleus. Lineage: Eukaryota; Viridiplantae; Streptophyta; Magnoliopsida; Sapindales; Anacardiaceae. The record is from RefSeq and is a predicted model, not a curated record. The transcript has 7 exons.
AUGAAUUUUGUAUCCGAGGAUCAGUUGGAUCAAGCAAAAAAAGCAAGGGGUGAACGAGUCGAGGAUGGUACUGCCCAGAGAGAUAGACCUCUCUUCGAGAUUUUGAAGGAGAACAAAGACAAAAAGGAUGCAGAAUUUAAUGAACGCUUCAAGCAUAGACCACCCAAAGCCUUGGAUGAAGACGAAACUGAGUUCCUUGAUAAAUGGGAGAUGUCUAGGAGGGAAUACGAGCAACAAGUGGCAGAUGAAGAGACCCAACAACUGCGGAGUUUCCAAGCAGCAGUUGCAGCACAGUCUACUAUUGUACAGGAACUGAAGGAAACAGCCCCUGCUCCUGUGGUCCAGGAACAGAAACCAACUGGGAGGAAAAAUCCGCCCACCCGUCCGUUAGGCAUGAUAAUAAAAGUCAAGCCACAAGCAAAGAAAGCGAAGAUAGAUCAUGGAAGUGUUGAAGAACAUUCAGAUAUGGUGAAAAAACCUGUUGUUAAUGCAGAAAAAUCACCAGAUCCUGUGAAAACAUCUAAUGGUGAUACUGCUAACUCUAACGAUGUAGCAAAAACAUGUCUAGUUACAUACAGUGAUGAAAGUGAAGAUGAUGAUUAGUAGUUCAGUUUUCCUAUAUGAGGACAGUAGUGAGUUCUUUAGUUAAUUUUUUCAAAAUCAUAUACUUUAGGUAUUGAACCAUUCAAAGUUGGAAACAUCUAGCAUUCUUGGUAAUCCAAUUUCCACGGUUCAAGCAGUCAGUUCAUAACCUCACAAGAGCCAUUAAAAUGAAGGAUAUAUACAAGCGAUAUGGUGUAUUUUGCAGAUUCAGGUAAAGAAAUUCAUAGGAAAAACUCGUAGUUGAAGCGCCACUGCCUUGAACUGUUGCUUAGGAGGCAUAAAACCCAUGUUUAGUGUUGGUCAAAAUAUCAUGCUUUCAUUUCUCUUCUAGGCAAUCACGUCUGCUUCCUUGAUUGUGUAUAAACGAUGAGAUACCACCGCUAUAAUUCGGGGAUUUAUCAC